This is a messenger RNA of Zymoseptoria tritici IPO323, 2616 nucleotides long. RefSeq lists its product as uncharacterized. The record is from RefSeq and is a predicted model, not a curated record. Bases 1 to 2616 code for a protein of 871 amino acids. Gene Ontology annotation, cellular component: nucleus. The transcript is spliced from 3 exons. NCBI's taxonomy places the organism in Eukaryota, Fungi, Ascomycota, Dothideomycetes, Mycosphaerellales, Mycosphaerellaceae. Gene Ontology annotation, biological process: positive regulation of transcription by RNA polymerase II. Gene Ontology annotation, molecular function: DNA-binding transcription factor activity, RNA polymerase II-specific; transcription cis-regulatory region binding; zinc ion binding.
AUGGCUGAAGGAAGCCCACUUCCAUUCCCAUCGCCUUCUGCCAUCCUUGGAGACAAUGCGCCUUCCGACUCGGCCGACCGCGAGCCAGAGCCGCCCAAAAAGCACGUUCGCAAGCAGAGUCGAGAGACCAAAAAGGAGCCCCUCCCGCCCAGAAAGGCGCCCGCUCUCGACGAUCCCAGCAAGGAUGUCAAGCCGAAACAGACCAAAAGCCGCAAUGGCUGCGUUACAUGCAAAUCGAAACGUCUAAAAUGCGGAGAAGAGAAGCCAAACUGUCAGAACUGCAUAAGGAGGGGUGUACAAUGUGGUGGAUACAAGAAGGUAUUCCAGUGGAGAGAGUUCACGGAUCCCACAAAACCAGCCCUCGACCGACAGAAGUCAGGUCAGCCGCGUGCCUCACCACCGCAGGCUCCGGCUGGCUUGAGUCGGCCAUCCACAGCAACAUCGAGCGGACGUCCACCUACGAGACAGGCAUCGGCCGACUCUCCUGCAUCUGCAUCCUCCAAGCCACCGACGCCUUCCGGCGAGCAUCCUCCUCGGUUACACCACCCGCCGCAAGUGCUCAAUGACAGCCAUGGCAGAAGAGCUGGACGAUCACCGCAUGCACAGAAUGAAGAUGUGGAUCGUGCGAGGCAGCGAGGAUCACAAACAUCCACACCUCAAGAGAUAUACGACAAUCCGCGGGACAGCGCAUGCAAUUCGCCAGCCGAUGAGCUGCCUACACCUGCACCGCCGUCACGUCGUCCUCUUUCAACCCAGCACGAAUUCACGGGAGCGGAAGAUGCAAGUGGUGUCAUCGCUUUCAAUCCGCAAUCCGUGUUUGCCUACCGUUCGCGAUCUCUCGAACCAAGCGCGCGAGUGAACUCGCCUACAAUGACGGAGUUUUUCAUGUCUCCGAUUCAAGACGAUCCUGGCCAGAACUUUGUUCCUUUCUCGAUGCCAGACGACGUCAACCUGCCGGUCUGGGCAUCAAAUCCGAAUGAUCCAGCAUUGCUCGAUGAUAACUUGAUCAAUGGCGACAUCGAUAUUGUCGGCCCGAUUCAACCCACCAGCAUGGACACAUUCAUCUGGCCUUCACGAUAUCCCUCGCCGCUACUCGACUCACAAGACGAUGGCUCAGGGAUGUGGAACGGAUCGAUGAGUGCGUUGGUCAUGCAGCCUGACUUUCCGAUUGACAGUCCCGAGUCUCUCAUGCGCCGGUACGAUAGACAUACGUGCGGCAUUCUUUCAGUCAUAGACGGUCCGACCGAAAACCCUUGGCGGAACUUGGUAUGGCCUUUGACGCAGUCAUCUCCUGCACUGUAUCAUGCAGUGCUGGCAAUGACUGCAUUUCACGCCUGCACCGACGAGCCUGCACUUCGCCUCGUCGGCCACGAGCACAAACAUCGCAGCAUCCAAAAUAUCCAAAACGGCAUCCGGGAAGACAGCAUGACGCAUCAAGCAGCGAUAGGUACAGCAUUGGCAUUGGGUUUCUGCGAAUCCUGGGAUCAGCACACCGCCACUGGCAACUCGCACAUCAAAGGCGCACAAGCCAUGGUCAAGCGUGCGCUGAGAGACCACACCGUCGACCCUCUUUCUGGCGUGGAGCUGGCACGACUGAAGUUCCUGUGUAACGCAUGGGUCUACAUGGAUGUCGUCGCUCGCCUGACAUCGUUCGACAGCACCGAGUCGAAUGACUUUGAGAACGCAUUCAUCUUUUCGGGCGACUCUCCGGGGAUGAUCUUAGGCAACGAGCAACCUGGCUUUGGCAUCGACUUCGGCAUGCCAAUCGAUGCACGUCUGGAUCCUCUCAUGGGCUGCGCAGGGACGUUAUUUCCAAUUAUUGGCAAAGUCGCAAACCUGAUCCGAAAAGUGUGUCGAUCACAGUUCAAUUCUCCCGGAAUCAUCAGCCAAGCGCGAGAUCUGGUGGAGUCGUUGGAAUCGUGGAGCCCGCCCGAGUACAUCGAACGACCGGAAGACCCAAGCACCGACGUACAGCACGCCCUGCAGACCGCCGAAGCCUACCGAUGGGCCACUCUCCUGCAUCUCCACCAAGCCGUCCGCGAACUUCCAUCCAUGACCACUGCCGAGUUCGCUCAGCGAGCUCUCCAGUACCUCGCCACAGUCCCUCUUUCCAGCCGAACUAUCAACGCUCAAACGUAUCCCAUGAUGGUCGCAGGAUGCGAAGCCUCGGAUCCGGAAGAUCGUGAGUGGGUCAGAGGUAGAUGGGAGGCAAUGGGGGUUCGCAAACGAAUCGGCGUCAUCGAGAAAUGUCUCGCGGUGACGGAGGAAGUUUGGCGUCGCCGAGAUCGAUAUGAGAGCAGACCGCGCGAGCAGCGUCGUCUCGUAGCCACGGCCGAUUUGCGAGCCGCAAGACGAAGAGGCGGACAAGUGGCUCGCCGACCACCGCCGGAUCGUCACAACGCCAGUCCGGGACGCACGGGCAUGGUGUUCAGUUAUGUGGAGAAUGAUACUGAAGGUUCGAAGUCGGGCGGGCCGGACAACCGGAGACCAGGUUCGGGACGGCCGUCCAAGCUGGUCGACAUGAAUGAUCCGGAUAUCGUGGCGUAUACUGUGCGAGGACAUUUACAUUGGGUCGGAGUUAUGUGGGACUGGGGCUGGGAGGUGUUGCUCAGCUGA